Molecule: messenger RNA, 972 nt
Organism: Branchiostoma belcheri (Belcher's lancelet)
Lineage: Eukaryota; Metazoa; Chordata; Leptocardii; Amphioxiformes; Branchiostomatidae
Exons: 2
Coding region: 1-972 (323 amino acids)
Source: RefSeq, a predicted model, not a curated record
AUGUACAAGCGUGACCUGCGCAGGGCGUACCGCCAAAUCUACGUUGACCCUGCCGACUAUCACCUUCUCGGUUUUCAGUGGAAGGGACAUCGCUACGCCGACAUCGUCUACCCCUUCGGAAUACGUACCGGGGCCCUGGUCUGUCAGCGGGUGACAGAUGCUGUGCGUUUUAUCUACGGCACCUUCGGCUAUGCCUGCGUGAACUAUCUAGAUGAUUUGGGCGGCGCAGACACCCCGGACCGCGCACCUGCUGCCUUCGACAGUCUCGGCCACCUGUUCAUUCUGCUGGGCUUACAAGAAGCCGCCGACAAGGCCGUUCCCCCAACCACACGUUUAGUCUUUCUCGGCAGAAUCAUUGACUCUGUACGCAUGACGAUCGAGGUCACCCCGAAACGCCUAACGGCCACGUUGGAGGAAUUACAGCUGUGGAACUCCAAAGUUCCCACCCGCCGCCGUGACGUCGAGUCUCUCCUCGGCAAAUUACAGUUUAUCGCGUCAUGCGUCCGCCCGGGCAGGUUGUUCGUUUCGCGCAUGCUCCUCUUUCUGAAGCAGUUUCCGGACAGACACGCGAGACUACGGAUCAACGACGACUUGGCCUGGUGGCGCACCUUCCUCCCGACGUACAACGGGGUUUCUCUCCUCCCCCAAUCUGGCUGGACAGAGGCGGACGCCGUCUUUAGUUCAGACGCCUACUUAACAGGCUGCGGGGGUUUCAUCAACUCCCCGGGAGAAUACUUCCACACCACUUUUCCCCCAUCGGUCCUGGAGUUGAACCCUUGCAUCAAUGGACUCGAACUCCUCACCAUCUUGGUGUGCGCUCGUUUGUGGGGCAAGUACUGGUCCGGGCUACGCAUCGUGGUGUUGUGUGAUAACGAAGCUUCCGUGACGGUCCUCAACUCCGGGCGUAGCCAUUCCCCCUUCCUCCAGUCAUGUCUCCGCAACCUGUGGCUCUGCGCUGCCACCGGUGUUUAG